AUGGGAAAAGAAAUAUUUUUCGCUAUCAAUAUACACCCAUCUUGUGUUCAGAAAAAAGGACAAUGUAUUCCAAGAGCAAAGUGUGUGUCAAAGAAAAUGCUAUACAUAUCACGGGUUUGCUACAUACGUGAUUUAGUAUGCUGUUAUGAUGACUCUAUUCGAUUUCCUGAUGUUGCACCAUCAGAACCAAACAAUGAAACAUCAACA
This is a messenger RNA of Iphiclides podalirius (scarce swallowtail), 207 nucleotides long. The record is from the annotation of a GenBank genome assembly. NCBI's taxonomy places the organism in Eukaryota, Metazoa, Arthropoda, Insecta, Lepidoptera, Papilionidae.